This is a messenger RNA of Lytechinus variegatus (green sea urchin), 3233 nucleotides long. RefSeq names its product tartrate-resistant acid phosphatase type 5-like. Gene Ontology annotation, biological process: bone resorption. The transcript has 6 exons. Bases 255 to 1466 code for a protein of 403 amino acids. NCBI's taxonomy places the organism in Eukaryota, Metazoa, Echinodermata, Echinoidea, Temnopleuroida, Toxopneustidae. The record is from RefSeq and is a predicted model, not a curated record. Gene Ontology annotation, molecular function: acid phosphatase activity; ferrous iron binding; ferric iron binding.
UAAAACCGCGCGCCACGACGAAAAAUUUUCAUUCAGCCACCAGGGUUGAAUCGUCUGCAGCCGGUCGCCUGCGUCAUUCCAAGUUAACAUCUCGGCCCAUCAUCAUCCAAAAAAUAACCUACUUUUUACAGUGAUUGCUUCCAUUUUUCACAACUAACCGUCUGAAUAUCAUUAAUAUCGUCAAUUCAAGUGCAAAAUUUGUAAUCAAUAUUCUGAGAGAUUCAUCGGUAUUACGUCACGUUUUCAUCUUCAACAUGUAUCUGCAAAACGUCAUCAGGAAUUUAUCGUCAUCGUCAACACCUUCCUUCCGACAUCACCAUCAUCAUCAUCGUCGAUCUCAGAGCAAUUUCAGGGCUGUGAUGUUUUCUUGGAUUUUCAGUAGUUGUUUUCUUCUCCGUAUUUGCAAUGGAUGCGUCCCGAGUUUCUCAGUGGAUACAAAUGUGGAGGAGGAAAUAGCAGGGGGAUUGGCGGAGCCAGUGCGAGCCAGCCCGGCUCCCACCGCGGCAGCUCGGGCAAGGUUUCCCGUCACCAAGCCUCCUCAGUGGUAUUCUGAUCCAGUUGGUUCCGAAAUUCGUUUCUUGGUCAUGGGUGACAUAGGAGGCAUGGCCGAACAUCCUUAUACCACUGACGAUCAAGUGGACGUGGCCUGGGCUGCGGGCAAUGUCGCGGAAAACUUCAAAGCAGACUUCAUCGUCGAGCUCGGCGACAAUUUCUACGAACACGGAGUUAAACACGUCCACGAUCCGAGAUUUCGGCAAACGUUUGAAGACGUUUAUGCGGCCGAAUCGUUGCAGGUUCCUUGGUAUAUCGUACCAGGUAAUCACGACUGGGAGGGCAACAUCACGGCACAGAUAGAAUACUCCAAAAUAUCUCCAAGAUGGCAUUUUCCAAGCUUGUACUACACCAAAGAGUUCCGUAUCCCAGGCGACCCUGAUGCUCGGCUCUUCUUGGUGGCUAUUGAUACCAUGCUUCUCUGUGGUAUGGGGGCGCCCCCUACGGGCCCUUGGAAUAUCACAGCAGCCGAGGAACAGUGGAGCUGGUUAGAACAUCAACUUAAUCUAACAAAAGAGGCAAGUUAUGUAAUAGUCGCGGGACACUACCCCGUUCGAUCGAUAGGUUCACAUGGCCCAACUCGGUGUCUUGUAGACAGGCUGGAACCACUUCUCAAACAGUACAACGUCUCUGCAUACUUUGCGGGCCAUGAUCACUGUUUACAGCAUAUCCACGAGCCAGAGUCACCGGUGGAAUAUUUCAUCAGCGGUGCUGGAGCUAAAAUCGACCCUGGUAGAACUCAUCGCUUUUCUGUGCCAGCCGAUUGGCAACACUUUCACAUGGGCAACGUCCGACGAAAAGGGGGCUUCGCCUACGCGGAGGCGACGGCCGAACGGUUGACGGUCGCAUUCACCGACGCGAAGGACGUCUGGGAUUUACAUAAAGCUACGAUAUUACCACGGAGGGUCAGAUAAUGAGGUCCUCGUCAUGAUCGUUGACCACGUAUAGCAUGGGACUUGACUUUGAGCACGGGUACGAUGUCGAACGAUGUCUGUUAUUAUACGACUUCAAACGCCUAUAGGAGGAUAAGUCAAUGAUGUUAGUCUAGAUGUCACGGACUCGAAGACAAGUAAAGUUGAAAUUAGCCACCGUCAUCGUCUUCACCUUCGUCAUAGUCAUCGUCGACAUCAGGAACAGAAAUAAUAGCAGCAUUGCCAGAAGCAUCAACAGCAUAUAAUGUUAAACAACUUUAAGACGACCAUGACAACAUGAAGAUAGCGAUGGCGUCGCCUUGAGUAACGCGCGGGUGACGAGGCGCGUGCCCGUCUGGGAUGACCGAUGAACGACUAAAAGUGAUUCAGUCAUGCCCCAGGUACAUCGACGAAACCGACCCUAUAACGAUGAAGGCUAUUAUGUUAAUUCGAAUGGCGUACCAUCGGUCAAUUUGGAGUCGGUUUUAUUGGUGUGACUUAACCCAUUAUACUUAUGACCAAGCCGCCAUUUUCGCUGCAUUACAUUGCGUCCUGUGCAAACCUCCCACCUGCAUCGACGCUGCAUUAUGCAUCAGGCGUGCCACAUUAAUUUCAAAUGUCAUACUGGUUGGUUUGCAGUCAGUUUUAGUGAUGCGACCAUGGCAUCAACAUAUUAUUUCAGAUUGAUAAAAUACAUCGUUAUUAUGACUGGUUAUACAGUAUAAUAAUAAUUAUGUUAUGCUAUAUUAGCAUAUUCACCUCUAAACCCUAAAACAAACAGGGAAAAACGUCUUGAUUGAUAGUCGACUGUACGUGUGCAGCAGAUAUAGGCCUAUACUCACAAUUCACAAUUCUUCUCAGAAAUCACUUUGUUCUGGUCAAAUGCAACUAGAAUAUAGUCAAAAUAUGUCUAGAGUAUUGUCCAAUUGCGACUAGGAUAUAGUCAAAAUGCGACAAGAAUAUAGUACAAUAUGACUAAGGUGAUGGUUGCACCAAGCCGACUCGGACAUUUUGUGUUAUGCAUUUUCAGAUGUUUCUUUUCAUCGUUACAAAGACUCGGCAGAAAAGACUUUGCUCUGGUUAGGUCAAAUGCGACUAGAGAAUAGUCAAGAGUGACAAAAGCCAUAGUCGCACCCAAAUUGUCCUUUUCACAAGUUGCUUCAUUUCAGAGUGAAUAGGAUUUUGUUUUAUAAAAUCCCCAACCUACAAAGAAUGCAUCCCUUUCAGAGAAUUAAAACACAUAAGCUUGUAAUGCAUAUAGGCCCAUCAGCUUUAUCUACUUGCGUAUAAUUUCUUUUCUUAAAUUAUGGGGAAAAUGAAAAUAUGUUUAAAAAGAAAGGCUGAAAUAAUGUUUUUUUAGUGGUAGCAGGCUCGUUAUAAAGUCUGGCCAUUUUUUUUAAGUUCACCCGAGCAUGCCAAGUCGAGGGGCCCGUUUCACAAAAUACUUACAGCAAACUUUACCUUUGUUGUAGUUUCCAUGGAAAGCUUGUGAUUGGCUGUCGAGCCCUGUUACCGUGGUAAAGUUGAAACAGUUGUAAGUCAUUUAUGAAACUUAUACCACAGGUGAUGUCCCUUAUUUGAGCAUCUGUUUUCCUCACUAUCAUGACUAUAGGGUAAGUUUGGGAAUCGUGCGAUCAGUGGAUGAAACUCAGUGUUUGGAUCCCCUUAAAAAUCCUGGCCCAUUAUGCUACUGAGUCGUCCUAUUUGGAUUUUACAUGACGAUUUUAUUAAUAUAUGGCACAAGGAACUGUUUGGGAUAUAUACACCAGG